Molecule: messenger RNA, 2590 nt
Organism: Ceratotherium simum simum (southern white rhinoceros)
Lineage: Eukaryota; Metazoa; Chordata; Mammalia; Perissodactyla; Rhinocerotidae
Source: RefSeq, a predicted model, not a curated record
CCGGAGCCAGCGUCGCCGCGCAGCCUGCUCCUGGCAUGGGCGCCGCCGUGACCCCGACGUUUCCCGAGGCCGCCCAGCCGCCCAGGCCCGUCACCCCGGUGGAGUGUGGCGGGUACCAGCCCGACUCCGGCCAGGACUUCAGCUACGGCGGCCAGGAGCCCGCCCCGGCGCCCUCCUCCCAGGUAUCAGCCGGCGUCUCUGGCCACUCUGGACCGUCGGCAGCCGCCGGUAGCCUUGAGAACGAACGGCCUCAGCUCCCUGCGGCAGCCCCGCUUGGUCAGCCAGGGCCAAGCUACCCAGGCUGUGAUGCGGCGGAAUCCUCAGCAGCCAGUCCUCACGAUCCUCCACCGCUGCCCCAGCAGAUGCAGCCCUCCCCACUCCCAAAGGCCGAGGACUCGUCCCCGGAGGCCGGCUCAGGAAGCAGUCCGGGGGCCAGUCCUGGCGACGGCUUCGCCAAGAAGUCCCCGGCUCCUGCCAAGCCGCUGAGAGCCAGGGCCCGGCCCCGGCAGACCCGGCUGCACUACUGCAACGUCUGCAAGAUCAGCUGCCCUGGGCCCCAGACCUACCGUGAGCACUUGGAAGGGCAGAAGCACAGGAAGAAAGAGGCGGCUCAGAACCUGGGCGUCUGGUCCCGUGGCAGCCUGCGCGGGGUGCAGGCCCAGCUGCACUGCGACCUGUGUGCUGUGUCCUGCACUGGUCCGGAGGCCUACGCCGCCCACAUCCAGGGCGCCAAGCACCGCAAGGUCUUCAAGCUGCACACCAAAUUGGGGAAGCCCAUCCCCCACAUAGAACCAGUGCCGGAGACCUGCAGCUCGGCCCCUGCCACCUGCACCAGCGAGCAGGCCCCCGCCACCACGGAGAGCCCCCCUGCCAGCCCCAGCAGCCGGCCAGAGCUGCCCGAGAAACCAGCGGCGUCGAAGACCACUCAAGCAGGACCUCCUGAGCCGCAGGCAGCAGGCAGCAGACCCCUGGAAGGGAAAUCAGCACACCCUAAAUCAGUGGGGCCGAAAGAGCCGCCCACCCGAGGAGGCUCUGCGGAAGCUUCUGGAAGCUGCUGUGAUGCGCAGCCGGUGGGCCUAGGCUUCGUGGAAGAGGUGUACAACGAGGAGGGCAAGGUGGUCCGCUUCUACUGCAGGCUGUGCGAGUGCCGCUUCAACGACGCCCACGCCAGGGACCUCCACGUGCGGGGGCGGCGACACCGGCUACAGUUCCAGAAAAAGGUGAACCCUGACUUUCCGCUGGCAAUCCAGCCCAGCAGCAGGACCCUGCGUCUGCUGGAGGAGCGCGCGCGGAGGCAGAGGCUGCUGGCCCGGAGGCAGCUGGAGGGGCUGCGGCGCUGGCACGCGGAGAUGAGGCGCCAAGACCUGUGCAGGAGGCAGCUAGAGGAGGAGCUGGAGGCCCAGGACGAGCACCCAGGACACUCGCCGCCCGACCAGCACCUUCCUCCCCGCAGGAGCAGGCCGGGCGCACCCGCCGACACGCCUCUGCCCACACGACGGCCGGAGUCCAGCGACGACCGGCAUGUCCUGUGCAAACACGCUGCCAUCUACCCCACGGAGGAGGAGCUCCUGGCCGUCCAGAAGGCCGUCUCCCACACGGAGCGCGCCCUCAAGCUGGUGUCCGACACGCUGGCCGAGGAGAAUUCCGGAAGCCCAGAGCAGGAGGGCAGGGAGCACAGCGGCAUCGACCCCUCUGCUCGGAUCCUGAAGGGCGUGAUGCGGGUCGGCCUCCUGGCGAAAGGCCUCCUCCUGCGGGGAGACAGGAGUGUGCAGCUGGCCCUGCUCUGCUCCCAGAAGCCCACGCACAGCCUGCUGCAGAGAGUCACGGAGCAGCUGCCCCAGCAGCUCCCGAUGGUGACGGAGGACAAGUACGAGGUCUCUUCCGACCCUGAGGCCAACAUCGUCAUCUCCUCCUGCGAGGAGCCCAGGAUGCAGGUCACCGUGUCCGUCACCUCGCCCCUGAUGCGGGAGGACCCCUCCGUGGAUCAAGAAGGAGUGGAGGCGCCUGAGCCCGACCCGGGAGAUGUCCUGAGCCCGGAGAAGUGCCUCAAGUCGCUGGCCGCCCUGCGCCGCGCCAAGUGGUUCCAGGCGCGAGCCAGCAGCCUGCAGCCGUGUGUGAUCGUCAUCAGAGUCUUCCGGGAACUCUGCCAGCGCGUGCCCACCUGGGGCGCCCUGCCGGACUGGGCCAUGGAGCUGCUGGUAGAGAAGGCUCUGAGCAGUGCGACCGGGCCCCUGAGUCCCGGGGACGCCGUGAGACGGGUCCUGGAGUGCGUGGCCUCGGGGACGCUCCUAAUAGACGGGCCCGGGCUCCAGGAUCCGUGCGAGAGAGAGCAGACGGACGUCCUGGGGCCCAUGAGCGCCCAGCAGCGGGAGGACGUCACGGCCAGUGCGCAGCACGCGCUGCGCCUGCUGGCGUUCCGGCAGAUCCACAAGGUCCUGGGCAUGGACCCCCUGCCGCCCCCCAAGAGCAGGCCUGGGGCGCGCUUCCGGAAGAGGCUGCGGGAGGCGGCCGAGGCGCCGGAGGACGAGGGCCCGAGGAAGCGGGGCCGGCAGGGCGGGGAGGGGCCCGUGUGAGCGGCCUCGCCCCCGGA